This is a messenger RNA of Medicago truncatula (barrel medic), 651 nucleotides long. Its product is annotated as T-complex protein 1 subunit beta. The transcript is spliced from 5 exons. Lineage: Eukaryota; Viridiplantae; Streptophyta; Magnoliopsida; Fabales; Fabaceae. Gene Ontology annotation, molecular function: ATP-dependent protein folding chaperone; ATP binding. The coding region runs from base 1 to 651 and encodes 216 amino acids. The record is from RefSeq and is a predicted model, not a curated record.
AUGGGCACAGGCAAGGUGAAGAUAUACGGAGCCCGUGUUCGUGUUGACUCCAUGUCUAAAGUUGCUGAGAUUGAAGAAGCUGAGAAGGAGAAAAUGAAAGAAAAGAUAAACAAGAUUAUCGCUCAUGAGGAGCUCUUUGCUGAUGUAGGAAUAUUGGCUAUUGAGCAAGCUGAUCUUGAUGUUAUUGAGCGUCUGGCUCUGGUACCUGAUGGUGAAAUUGCGUCAUCCUUUGACAACCCGGAGUCUGUUAAGCUUGGGCUCUGUGGCCUUAUUAAAGAGAUUAUUAUUGGUGAGGAUAUAUUGAUUAAGUUUUCUGGUGUUGCAAUGGGGCAGGCAUGCACAAUAGUUCUGAGAGGUGCUAGCCACCAUAUUCUUGAUGAGGCGGAGAGGUCAUUGCAUGAUGCCGUGUGUGUGCUAUCUCAGACUGUCAAUGACAGCAGGUUGUUGCUUGGAGGCCGGUGGCCUGAAAUGGAAAAAGUCUCUUGCAAUGGAGGAGGCAUUUUCCCAACAACCAUUACUGAUAAUGCUGGUUUGGACAGUGCUGAGUUGAUUUCUCAGCUCCGUGAUGAGCACCAGAACGAGGAUGUACUGCUGGAAUUGAUGUCAUCUCUGCAGAGUUCUGUUUCUGAUCACUGCAUCCAUGCUGGUUAA